CACGUUUCUCUGAAGCUGUAUAAACUAAUUGUAUUUUAUUAAUGGAGCCAGCGACUGUAGACCGAAGACAACAAAUUAAUGGAUGUGAGAAAAAUAUGCAUAGGCUAUGUAUCGUGGGUGAUUCGGAAAAAGGUUUUGACAACAAAGUGUCAAAUGGAAAACGAGCAGACUAUCUUUCUUGGGAUGAAUACUUUAUGGCCACAGCCUUCCUGUCUGCACAGCGUAGUAAAGAUCCACGUACACAGGUUGGAGCUUGUAUUGUAAACUCAGAAAAUAAGAUUGUUGGCAUUGGCUACAAUGGCAUGCCCAUUGGGUGCAGUGAUGAUUUGUUGCCUUGGCACCGGGAUCCUGAAAAUAUUCUUGAGUCAAAGCAGCUUUAUGUUUGUCAUGCAGAGAUGAAUGCUGUGUUAAAUAAGAAUUCAGCAGAUGUAAAAGACUGUCGUAUUUAUGUUGUACUUUUCCCUUGCAAUGAAUGUGCCAAAAUUGUCAUCCAGUCUGGGAUCAGAGAAGUCAUCUAUUACUCUGAUAAAUAUGCAGACAAAGAUGAGUUCAAAGCUUCCAAAAAACUUUUAGACAUGGCUGGCAUCAGAUACAGACAAUACAGGCCUGAGCGACAGAAGAUUGUUAUUGACUUUUCUGUCAUUGAAAGCAUGUGAUACAAGGUGGACUCACAAUUUAGCAGCGUUUCUGUAGUAUUUGGGGAGUUCAUCAGACAGGAAUGCCACAAAACUUGGAAAGCUAUCAUGUCUGGCUGACUCACCAGGAAAACUAAAAACGUUCUGCUUUGUAACCUGUUUGGAACACAGCCAAACUGCAUUUUUUGCAUACAAACCGCUUAGCGCAAACCUUUAGCUUCUAGCAGCACCACAAACUAUUAUACGUAUCAAUAUAUAUAUAACUAUUAUAUCAACAAUAAGAGUAAUCGUGUGGUAAUUUUUCUCAUUUAGCCUUAACGAUAUGACGUUUUUUUUCUCUCUCUCAGUGAUAGGGCCUUUGCUGCUGACAUGGCGUUAAACAACCAACCUCUCUCUCUCUCGUAGAACUGCACAACAAAAUACCAUUUGAAGUAAACAUGCAGAAAUAUAACGGGUUCCUCUCAACUCUUUGGGGCGCAAGUGGACAACAGCAGCGUCGCAGUCCCGCUGUCCAACGUCAGCACCAUCGGCUCACGUGACCAUCUCGAUGUGGAGAACGGAACGAAACCCUGGAACGUGCACGACAGGCAUGGCCACUCCGCCACCACGUCAUCAGAGUGGGAUGAGUUCCGGUUGGACCAGGCUCUCUUCAUCUACGUCAUCGCUGGGCUGUGUUUCGUCAUCAUGCUCGUGUUGGGCCUCAAGUACGUCAUUUGCGACAAGAACUUAAAAAUUCUCAAGCGAACCCGAACAGAGGUUCUCAGAAAAGCCGGCUAUCGGCAGCCAGUUGAGUUCAGCUCCACCGGUCGACUGAUGGUGUCCGCCAAAGUGUGAGCAGGACCUGAACGCCGGGACUUCUACUGGAGACAAUGUUCUUUGCUACCGUUGUAUAUAUUUGUAUAUAUUCACGGCAUUUCUAGUGCGUUAGUCUCAACUUGUUUGUUGUAAGACAUUUUAUUGAAGCAGUAUUUUUUUGUACACUGGCACAAAUGUUUUUAAAGGUUAUCUUUGCCUUCUUUAGAAACUUUCUUGUCGUGUGCUCUCACCACCCUUUCUUUCCCGCAUCACAUGUAAGGGACAUCAUACAGCAAAUAGACUAGUGGAUUCCGUCAGUCCUAGGAGUCACUAGGUUCAUCACCGAAGAUGAAGUGAACUGCGUUACCAAUCUAUUGCUGACUUAUUUACAUUCACUUUGGCAGAAAAAAAUCCGGUUCUAGAUGUGUACACAGGCAAGACUGUGACUGUUUGCUGCUGACAGUUUGCUUUAUGCAACUAAUAUAUAUAUACAGGCAACUAAACCGCUGAGCCACUUCGUCUACAGGGUUCGAUUUACAAACCACGCUGACAGUUCUAACAUCAUCACCACUAAGUUUGUUCUCAGAACCAGCCCUGCAAAGACUUGCUGUCUUUCUUACUGUUUAUGUGAAUUAUGUGAACAGAACAUACACUGAGAAGAGGCGGGGCAAGUUUAAUUUACGACUGGAAGCUAUGAAGAGCAUCAUGAAGUCCGAUAAUCUUCCCCUCAUCCAAAAAGUCCACUAUUCAAAACUUUAAACUCUAAUUUUAUUACGGCUUAUCAUGCCGGGCUCAAAAAAGAAGUCUUGCGUGUGUGCUUGCGGGUGUUUGCAUGCUUCUGUGCUCGUUUGAGUGCCUGUGGAUUUCUAAAUAUUUACAAGCAAGAGAAGAGACGAAAGCACCACGAAAACAGAGAAAUGUUCAGUGGUUUGUGGACCGAAGAAUCACUGCUUUCUCGACUGAAGAACCAUUAGUUUCUAGACUGAAGGACCAGCACUUUCUCAUCUGAAGGAUCAGUGGUUUCAUCGACUGAUUAACGUCUCUGUCGGUGUUGCUUUUUGAAGCAUAUAUCUAGUCAUUGUACUUACUGCAGUGCUAAAACAUUGUCUAAAGCAGUGUAUAAGCAGCACUGUCUGUAUAUAGAUCACCUUUGUGUCUGACUGGUUUUUGCUCUUUUGGCACAGAUGCAUCAUAAUUCUUUAAAAUGUCAUAUUAGUCAAUCAUAAUGAUACAUGUGGAUAGCCAGUGUCUUUCGCCUGUGUGUGUGAGAGAGUGUGUUUUAACAGAAGUUGUAAUCUUGAUUUUUAUUGCUUUGACUUCUUAUGAAGAUGUUUAAGUUAAAGAAAUACUUCCUUAGCUCAAGACUGAAAGAAAGCCAGGCAAUAUCUGUAAUACUUUUGGAAUAAUAACGUAGACCUAACAGCAACAUUCCGUUCAGUGUCACCCUUAUAAAGGACAGGAGACCAUCAGAUGCGGUGGCAUUGUCCAGAAAUUUAAAGUUUGGUCCCCUUAUUGUAAAAACUUGAUCCCGUUAAACGGUGUCUGUUGAGAUUUGCUAUAAGGAGAAAGUGCUUUAUUUCAUUAGUCUUUACAUAAUUCAGAUGUUAGCAUGCAUGUGUUUUGUACAUACACCAGCUACAUUCUACUACAUUCAGUUGUGGACGUGUACUAUCACCACUAAGACGUGUGUCCCUGCAUGUCCAUACAGAACUCCUACUGAAUGCCAGGCGACCAUGGUCACUGCUACUAUGGUAACCGACUGGUUCAGAAUAUCUAGAACAUCUUGAAAACCAAAAGGCCACAUACGGAGGUGACCUUUUUUCGACUUAAUUUGACUUCGACCAUCGAUUGAAUGUAAGAAGCUGAAUCGAUUCCUCGAGCAGGAGACAAAUGCUUUCUAUUUUCCGAACAAUCGAUCAUUUAAAAAGCUUUCUGGCUUCUCUUCUGAUCUUUGGUUCAAGGAUUUCAUUGUGUGUAUGUAGAGUGGAUCAAAGGGGAUAAAAGGACCUCAGACAAGGAAGUGUUUUAUUUCUUUCUUCUCUCUUUCAUGGAGUCGGGUUCAGGAGAUGGCGGAGUAGUCUGCUGUUGCAAUAACUGUUUCACACAUUGUUUAUAGUACAGCUCCAGAGUACUAGGUUAAGGUGUGUGCGUGUGUGUACGCGCGUGUUUGUUUGUUUAGGGUUUGUUUAUGAGAAAGUACAAAUGUAUGAGGAAGGUGACAGAAAAUGUCUCUCAACACUUAAGCUUCAUAAGCCUAAAAAAUAAUCGAAUCUUUUCCACGCCGUGUUUUCAAUUUGCAGUUUCGUGAUUGUGUUUUAAAGCUCAUCCAUGAUUAUGUUACAAGCAUGUCGUAUGUUUCCAUUAUGUAGACAAUGAUAUUGUGUCUGUGGCCUCAGUUUUAAUCGCCAUUGUAACAAAUUGACAUUCGAUGUCCAUCUAUCCGUCACUCUUUAAAAUCUUCAUUACUACAUAAGAUAAGACUAUUUCUCAGCGCCCUGGGGCGAAUUGCAUGAAAGCUCUCGACUUCUCUUCCAUACAUACAUGUGCCCAACAAAAUAACUGAGUAAACGAACUAAACCUCCACUGUUAAGGGUGGAAAUGCACCACAUGAGCAUUCACCACUGGCUUACAGUUGCAAUAGCCAAGACUCAUGUAUUGUGUAUUGUUUAUUCACUAUAUGCCCCCAUUCAUAGGGAUCAAUGUGAACGCAGGCUCAUUUCUUUGAUGAAUAUGAAUGUGACGAAGUCUGAAGCACG
Pomacea canaliculata is the source of this 4186-nucleotide messenger RNA. RefSeq names its product deoxycytidylate deaminase-like. Gene Ontology annotation, molecular function: dCMP deaminase activity; zinc ion binding. NCBI's taxonomy places the organism in Eukaryota, Metazoa, Mollusca, Gastropoda, Architaenioglossa, Ampullariidae. Gene Ontology annotation, cellular component: cytoplasm. Gene Ontology annotation, biological process: dUMP biosynthetic process; dTMP biosynthetic process. The record is from RefSeq and is a predicted model, not a curated record.